ACUUUUCGCGGGUGUCUUUGUAAUCGAAUUUUUAUCUUUGUAGGAGCUAGUACUAGUAGUUUUCUCGUUCCUAGUUUACUCUUACCUUUGUUCUAACUAAACACUCAGUGUUUAAAACAGGUAUUUUAAUAUACUUCAAAAUGCUCUCAGUUGUAUCUCCACAAAAGUUGAAUGCUCGUACAAAAGCAAAACCAGAACAUUUUAAUGAAGAUAGUGAAGUUAAAAAUACAUUAAAUAAGGAGAACAAGGAUCCAUCUUCAGAUUUUGUACACAAACAAAGAACAAACAAGGAAAAAGAAGGUUUUCAAAGAUCUUAUCAGAAUAAUACAAAAGUAGUUGCUGGGGAUGUUGAUGCUGAGCCCUUGCUGCGAGAAAACCCUAGAAGGUUUGUAAUGUUUCCCAUUGAAUACCCAGACAUCUGGCAGAUGUACAAGAGGGCAGAGGCUUCAUUUUGGACAGCAGAAGAAGUUGACUUAUCCAAGGAUGUAUAUGACUGGGAACAGUUAAAAGAUGAAGAAAGACACUUUAUUUCUCAUGUCUUGGCUUUCUUUGCUGCUAGUGAUGGGAUAGUUAAUGAAAACCUUGUCGAGCGAUUUAGCCAGGAAGUGCAGGUAACCGAAGCUAGGUGUUUUUAUGGUUUCCAAAUUGCCAUUGAAAAUGUUCACUCAGAAAUGUAUAGUUUGUUAAUUGACACCUACAUCAAGGAUCCAAAUGAAAGAAUGAGACUUUUCAAUGCAAUUGAGACCUUGCCAUGUGUAAAGAAGAAAGCAGACUGGGCUCUCACUUGGAUUAGCCAUCCUACAGCAACAUUUGGUGAGCGAGUUGUGGCUUUUGCUGCUGUAGAAGGAAUAUUUUUCUCUGGGUCUUUUGCUUCAAUUUUCUGGCUAAAAAAGCGUGGCCUGAUGCCUGGUCUCACUUUUAGUAAUGAGCUGAUCAGCAGAGAUGAGGGUCUACACUGUGAUUUUGCCUGCUUGCUGUUUAGUCAUCUUGUCAAUAAACCAUCCAAGGAGAGAGUAGUGGAGAUUAUUAAAGAAGCUGUGAAAAUUGAACAAGAAUUUUUAACUGAUGCUUUACCAGUGGCUUUGAUUGGUAUGAAUUGUCAAUUGAUGAAACAAUACAUAGAAUUUGUUGCUGAUCGUCUACUACUAGAGCUUGGCUGUGAUAAGGUUUACAAUGGAGAAAAUCCAUUUGAUUUUAUGGAACAUAUUUCUUUGGAAGGCAAGACCAACUUCUUUGAAAAGAAAGUGGGUGAAUAUCAGAAGUGUGGAGUCAUGGCUAAACGGGAAGAGCAUAAGUUUACUCUUGACGCUGAUUUUUAAAUAUGAGUCAUUACUCAUUGAUGAAUUUCUUGUGAUAAUUGAAUAUUUGAGAAAGUAGGUUUAUUUUUUCUCAAAUUUUAACUUUUUAAUGUUAUGUUUUAUGUAGCAUAUUUUACACUAGUUUUAAGAAAGUAUACUGUUCAUGGCAAAGAAGGGUUAAUUUUCUUGACAUAAAUGUAUAAAAGAAAUAAAAUUUGUCUUCAAAGACGAUCUGAAACUUUCCUGUCAGUGUGAGAA
Molecule: messenger RNA, 1556 nt
Organism: Limulus polyphemus (Atlantic horseshoe crab)
Lineage: Eukaryota; Metazoa; Arthropoda; Merostomata; Xiphosura; Limulidae
Product: ribonucleoside-diphosphate reductase subunit M2 B-like
Exons: 7
Coding region: 141-1319 (392 amino acids)
Biological process (GO): deoxyribonucleotide biosynthetic process
Cellular component (GO): cytosol
Molecular function (GO): ribonucleoside-diphosphate reductase activity, thioredoxin disulfide as acceptor
Source: RefSeq, a predicted model, not a curated record